CCAGAAGGCUGCAUGUCUGCAAGCAUGCCUGCCUGUUCUCGACUCCACCACACGGCUGACAAUAUGAAGUUCACAAUGGUUUUCGUCGGCCUGCUCGGGCUCCUCGCGGCACCUGGGUUUGCUUACAAUAUCAACAUCAACGAUAGUGGCAACGUAGCCGGAAGUGGUCAGCAGUCAGUGAGCAUCAACAACCAGCACAAUGUGGCCAAUGUGGACAACAAUAAUGGCUGGGACUCCUGGAAUUCCAUCUGGGAUUAUGAUAGUAGUUUUGCUGCAACCAGACUCUUUGCCAAGAAAUCAUGCAUUGUGCACAAAAUGAACAAGGACGUCAUGCCCUCCCUUCAAGAUCUCGAAGCACUGGUCAAGGAGCAAAAGGGUAAAGGGCCUGAAGGAGCAUCUCCCAAGGAAUUGAUGUUCUCUAUCAACCCUACCAGAGUGGAGGACCUGAGUACAUUUGGGACAAAGAUUGCUGGCAUGUGCCGGGGCAUCCCAACCUAUGUAGCUGAGGAGAUUCCAGGACCAAGCCAGCCUUUCUACUCACGGAAAUGCUACAAAGCUAACUUACUCUGGAUUAUACAGCUAUCCUUCUGUGGAACGUCAGAGGAAACAUAUUAGAAUUUCCUGUGGAUUUGAUCAUCAUAUAAAUAAAAUGUGGGCUCCGACCAUUGCUAUACCUAACUAUGAGAAUGUUCUCUGAGAGUUGAUUAGCCUCUUGAAGACUCAAUAAACCCGUCCAGCACCCAUACAAUGUGUA
Molecule: messenger RNA, 754 nt
Organism: Peromyscus leucopus (white-footed mouse)
Lineage: Eukaryota; Metazoa; Chordata; Mammalia; Rodentia; Cricetidae
Gene: Gkn1
Product: gastrokine 1
Exons: 6
Coding region: 13-615 (200 amino acids)
Biological process (GO): regulation of cell population proliferation
Source: RefSeq, a predicted model, not a curated record